This is a messenger RNA of Dichotomopilus funicola, 792 nucleotides long. RefSeq names its product 3-oxoacyl-reductase FabG. The transcript has 2 exons. Gene Ontology annotation, molecular function: oxidoreductase activity, acting on the CH-OH group of donors, NAD or NADP as acceptor. Lineage: Eukaryota; Fungi; Ascomycota; Sordariomycetes; Sordariales; Chaetomiaceae. The coding region runs from base 1 to 792 and encodes 263 amino acids. The record is from RefSeq and is a predicted model, not a curated record.
AUGCCUGCUCCCAAUAACGAGAUCGCGGGAAAACUCGCCGUAAUAGCAGGUGCUUCAGGAGGGAUCGGAGCUGCUUGUGCCAAAGCGCUCUACCUUCAGGGCGCCCACCUCGCCCUGACAUACUCCAGCAACAAGGACGGCAUCCUCAAUCUCGGAAACGAGCUCGCGUCCCUACACACGAGACAGUCACCCCGUACUGACCCCGGCCGCAUAUCCAUGCACAAAGUCGACGUCAGCUCCGCCUCCGACAUCGAAACCCUCUUCGCCGACAUUCGCACAUCCCACGGCCAAGACGGCCCAGAUAUCCUCAUCUCCAACGCCGGGCACGGCAAGCGCAUCCCGGACAUUGCCGACAUCAGUCUCGAGGAGUUCGACUACACGCUCAGCGUCAACCUGCGCGCAGCCUUCAUCCUCUCUAAGCUCAGUAUCCCGGGCAUGACGGCCCGGGGAUGGGGUCGGAUCAUCUUCGUUUCUUCGCUUGCCGCGCGCGGAGGCGGGAUUAACGGGUGCCAUUACGCUGCCAGCAAGGCUGGGUUGCACGGGCUGAUGAAGAGCUUGGCGGGGAAGCAUGCCAAGGAUGGAAUCACGGUGAAUGACGUGGCGCCGGCGAUGAUUGGGGACACGGGCAUGAUUCCGGAUGAAAAGUUUGUGGAAGGCACGCCGGGAGAUGUGAGGAACAUUCCGGUGGGGAGGUUGGGAACGCCGGAGGAGGUGGCGAAUGUGGUGCUGAUGUUUUGUCAGACGGGGUAUUUGACUGGGCAGAGUGUAUUGUUGAGCGGGGGGCUGAAGUAA